Strongylocentrotus purpuratus (purple sea urchin) is the source of this 1402-nucleotide messenger RNA. Its product is annotated as papilin-like. Lineage: Eukaryota; Metazoa; Echinodermata; Echinoidea; Camarodonta; Strongylocentrotidae. Gene Ontology annotation, cellular component: extracellular matrix. The record is from RefSeq and is a predicted model, not a curated record. Gene Ontology annotation, molecular function: metalloendopeptidase activity. Gene Ontology annotation, biological process: extracellular matrix organization. The coding region runs from base 33 to 893 and encodes 286 amino acids. The transcript has 6 exons.
GGCCCUGGAUAACUGUGCCAGUCGGAGCAACCAUGGUUAAAAUUACAAACCAUGACGGAAAGGAUACAGCUUUUGGAAUGAAAAUAGAUGGAAAGAUCAUAUUCCGCCCCCGGUUUCGCAAUUCGAGAUAUCCCACUAACGGACUUGAAUCUCAGAGGUACACCAUCGGCGAUAUGCAUAUUUUGUUACGAUUGCAACACUAUGCAUGGUCACAGAUCAGGAUACUCUCGGGACCAACCACUAAGCCCAUCAACAUUGAAAUUAUGGAUGAGCGAUUAGGAUAUCAAACAGAAUAUUGGCUUCGUACAUACCCUGAGACAUUCUACGAGUGGUAUGAACCAAUCAGUGAUCCUGUCUCUUAUCAUUGGGACUUAAAUCCGUUAACUGAAUGCUCAGUAUCGUGUGGGGGAGGCAAUCAGACCAUCAUGCCCAUCUGUAUGGAGGAGAUAAAUGGAACGAGAGUGAACGUCAGUGAUCGGUUUUGUCUUAAAACAUCAGCCAAACCUUCUCACAUCCAUGACUGUAAUACUCAACUAUGUCCAGGAGCAAUAUGGUUGAUCGGUAGCUGGAGUCAGUGUUCGGUGACGUGCGAAAACGGGAUCAAGGAGCGCUUGGUUGAGUGUAUCGAAGGAUCGACUGGAGAGGUGUUAGCAGCCAGUGAGUGUGUCGUAACAGAAGGAUACACACCUAUGAAUAAUACCAUGCCAUGCUCUCAACCAGUUUGCCCAACGGGUAACCCUACAUUGUCAGCUGAAGAAGAAGCAACCAUCUUGACCACGUAUAAUGACUCCAUAACACAUUCAUCUCAUGGGGGCCUUCCACCAGUUCUCUCUAUUCCAUUACUUAGUUUUAUACUCGUUGUUUCAGUAGAGUGUUGCAUAAUUACUAUAUGAUGCAAGAAAUGUAAAAAGAUAUGAGAUGACAAGUUUGUUUCAGUACAACACUGCGCUUAGAGAUUUGGAAGAAAAAAACAUUCCAGAAAAGAGAUGUUUUGCAACCGUCCAAAUGAGUAAUGCGACUGUUCUGCUUUAUAACACAGUUGGCAGCAGACAACAUCAAAUGAAGAAAAAAACAUAUUGAAGAUAAUAAAAAUCAUCAAAAUUAAUGUUUGAAAGUUAUAUCCAAAAUGAGUGAAAUACAAAUUGUAGCUGCUUACAACGAAUGAUAAGCAACUAAGAUAGACCUGAAUUUGCAGAAUUUGUUUUUAAGUACUCCAACACGAAACAGAAAUACGAUGUGAUGUAUCUGCGGUUCAAUCAAUGCUCAAACAAAGAAGGCCCCGAUACAAGACAGAUAUGCAGACAUUUCUGGAAUAAACUCUAUCACUGUUCUUCAAAUUUUGAUCUUAACCUAAUUGUGCUGCAUAAAUGCUUACAAUUUCGUAAUUAUUCAUAGUUAUAUU